CAUGUAAUGGAAAAAGAUAUUCAUGUACAGACUACAACUUAAGUAAUAGUAACGAAAACUUGCAAUACUUGAAGGUAUUACAAACAAAUUAAUAGAUGCUGUUGUACAUUCAACUUCAUCUUCAUCACUAUUGAGAUGGAAAUCGAGUAUGUUGCAAAAAACAUUUGUCUCAUAGUAGAAAAUGAUGAUGAAGCAGAAUGGUUGACUCGUCACCAUGAUUUUAGCAGUACAUCAAUAACAUUACCUGCUGCAAAUGCUAAUAAUAGAAGAAGCUCUGUAGGUCUUAGUGCAUUGGGUAAUAUACCAAGUGCUCAAAUGGAAGUGUUUAUAUCUCAAUGUACAAAACUUAGUACAGAAAAUAAAAUCAAUCCCAUAAAUGCAUUCAGCUUGGAAAUGAUUGACUUUAUGACGUACUUGAUCAAAAAGCAAGAUGCAAACAUGUUCAAUUUACAAAUGGCCAGUGUUUCUUUAGAUGUAAGCACUAAAAUUUAUGCAUUUUGUGUUGAUGGUGUAUAUGUGGAUAUACUUAAGUUGAUUAGUGGAAUAGAAAACCAAGGAAGAAACAAUUAAAAUGUAAGAGAUAAUAAUGCAGAACCAAUGGAUACUGAAGAAGGAAAUUAAAAUAGUCGAGUCCAAAUGAAAGAGAAAACAAUGAAGAGAAUGAAACUACAAAUACUUAUAACAGUGGAAAGUUUAACAACUUUCUGUUGAAACUGAGAAACCUCCUUUAACAAGUGUGGAAUCAGAUUUGCAAACUACUGAUAUGCUUUCCCAAGCUACAUUACCUAACCAUGUAGAGUGUAGGUUUUAUUUUCACCCAUACGAUGAUAUUUUAAUGGAUACAGUAGAGCGUAAACAAAUACAAGAUAAUGAUGUAGUAGAUAGUACUCCAACAAUAAAAGAUAUUUCACAAAUGCAA
Molecule: messenger RNA, 919 nt
Organism: Megalopta genalis
Lineage: Eukaryota; Metazoa; Arthropoda; Insecta; Hymenoptera; Halictidae
Source: RefSeq, a predicted model, not a curated record